CAGUGGUGUAUUUUGGGAGGAAUAGUGCCCCAUCGUUGGUGUGAGUGGGGGGGGGAUAGUGCCCCAUCGUUGGUGUCAGUGGGGGGGAAUAGUGCCCCAUCGUUGGUGUCAGUGGGGGGGAAUAGUUCCCCAUCGUUGGUGUCAGUGGGGGGAGGAAUAGUGCCCCAUCGUUGGGGUCAGUGGGGGGAAUAGUGCCCCAUCGUUGAUGUCAGUGGGGGGAGGAAUAGUGCCCUAUCGUUGGUGCCAGUGGGGGAGGAAUAGUGCCCCAUCGUUGGUGUAAGUGGGGGGAGGAAUAGUGCCCCAUCAUUGGUGUCAAUGGGGGGAGGAAUAGUGCCCCAUCGUUGGUGUCAGUGGGGGGAGGAAUAGUGCCCCAUCAUUGGUGUCAGUGGGGGGA
This is a messenger RNA of Staurois parvus, 394 nucleotides long. The record is from the annotation of a GenBank genome assembly. Lineage: Eukaryota; Metazoa; Chordata; Amphibia; Anura; Ranidae.